Messenger RNA from Desarmillaria tabescens, 1716 nucleotides. RefSeq names its product pyridoxal phosphate-dependent transferase. NCBI's taxonomy places the organism in Eukaryota, Fungi, Basidiomycota, Agaricomycetes, Agaricales, Physalacriaceae. Gene Ontology annotation, molecular function: cystathionine gamma-synthase activity; pyridoxal phosphate binding. The transcript is spliced from 5 exons. Bases 1 to 1716 code for a protein of 571 amino acids. The record is from RefSeq and is a predicted model, not a curated record. Gene Ontology annotation, biological process: transsulfuration.
AUGAUUGGAGGAAUUCAGCCAGCGGCAUUAGGAGACGCAAUUCCACCCAAUGUUCCACACACAAUUGUCUGUUCCUUGCCCGCCUGGCAAGAUGCUGUUGGUUUCGCAGAAGGGGAGGAAAGGGUCUCGAACUCACUAAAGGCAGGAUAUCCCCGACAAAAGAUCCAUGACUACGUGAAAGCGCUAUGGAAGAUCUGUUCUCGAAUCCACGGUGUCGAAGGAGAAGAAUGUGCCCUCUCAUUUUCACGUAAAUCUGUUGAAGAAUGCGUGUUGUAUGUGAAAAAGCACGCAGAGAAACCCGGAGAACCUCGUGUAUGCCGCUUCGAAAUUCCCUACAAGAGCGACAUGGAUGUCUAUGGCUUCCCGGACGUCUUUGCCGUAUUCUUUCCUUCAUCCGCUCUCACGGAGGCAUCUCAGUUCAUGAUGUACACCGGGUCAGGGAUAUCGGCACGAUUCGCAGAGCUAUGCCUUGGGUGCAUACCUGAGGAACUCGUUGAUACCAGUACCUUCGUUGUACCCCUCAAGACCAUAAAUUGGCGCGACCAAGGGUAUUAUCAAGUCUAUAGACCUGUUGAAACUGGCUCGGAGGCCAAAAGCGCUCUUCGUAGACUAUUUGCUGGAGAUUUUGGAGACGAGUCGACCAACAUACGGGGCGUGCCAGGCGUGUCUUCAGAUGACGUCUACCUGUAUGCCAGUGGCAUGAAUGCUAUCUGGCAUCUCCAUCUCAUGAUUCUGGAUGCACGUCCUAAGGGACUGAAGAGUGCUGCAUUCAAUGUUUUGUAUUCCCAUUCUCACAAUCUCAUCGAAAGAUGGGGGGCCGGACAUUACGUUAUCGGGAGUGGUUCUACCGCUGAACUUGAGACUCUGCUUGCCUCAGAGCAGGCAAAGAAUCCUGAGCAGCCACCGCUCGCCGCACUGUACAUAGAUUUCCCCACCAACCCUAUGCUCCGGUCUCCUGACGUCGCUCGUCUUCGGGAGCUCGCUGAUCAAUAUCAUGUUCCCUUGAUCAUCGAUGAAACUGUCGGCAAUCUCAUCAACGUUCAACUGCUCCCUUAUGCGGACGUAGUUGUAUGUAGCCUUACGAAGAUUAUCAGCGGGCUUGCGAAUGUCAUGGGUGGCGCCCUUCUCCUCAACCCGACGUCUCCAUACUACUCAGAAUUCAAGGCGCGCAUGGAAGAGACAUACCAGGAUACCUAUUUUAGCGAGGACGCCAUCUGCUUAGAAGCGAACACACGAGAUAUUAAGCAGCGCAUCGCGAUCGUGGACAAGAACGCUGAAGCUGUGGCUGAUUACCUUUAUACGCGGUCACAAACAGCCCAAGGUUCCUUUAUCAAGCAGGUGCUGUAUCCCAAGUACCAGACACCCGAGAUUUAUGAGCGGUAUCUCAACAAAGAAUCCACAAGCCCGGGCUACGGGGGUCUGUUGUCGAUUUCCUUCACUUCCCUAGCAGUUGCGAAAGUGUUUUACGAUACUCUGCCAUGCUACAAGGGCAUCACUUUUGGUACAAUCUUCACACUUGCUAUCCCCUUCACGGAAAUGUCGUUUCACUCGAAGCUCCAAUGGGCGGAAGAGAAUGGAGUGGAUCAUGCCUUGAUAAGGAUAAGCAUUGGAAUGGAAGAUUGGGAGAGUCUGAAAGACGGUUUCGAUGUGGCUUUGGCAGCUGCCGAGGAUGCAGCGCUGGCAACCAAGCUUAAUGAAGAUCCGGUUGUGCAGUAA